Messenger RNA from Otolemur garnettii (small-eared galago), 2020 nucleotides. It is a transcript of the gene SLC22A17, whose product is annotated as solute carrier family 22 member 17. The coding region runs from base 767 to 1675 and encodes 302 amino acids. NCBI's taxonomy places the organism in Eukaryota, Metazoa, Chordata, Mammalia, Primates, Galagidae. The transcript is spliced from 9 exons. Gene Ontology annotation, cellular component: membrane. Gene Ontology annotation, molecular function: transmembrane transporter activity. The record is from RefSeq and is a predicted model, not a curated record. Gene Ontology annotation, biological process: transmembrane transport.
CAGGUUGGGACUCUUGGAGAUGCGGUGCCCACGGAGCAGCUGCAGGGUGAGCGGGAGCGCGAGCGGGAGGGGGAGGGCGACGCGGGCGGCGACGGACUGGGCAGCAGCCUGUCGCUGGCCGUGCCCCCAGGCCCCCUCAGCUUUGAGGCGCUGCUUGCCCAGGUGGGGGCGCUGGGCGGCGGCCAGCAGCUGCAGCUCGGCCUCUGCUGCCUCCCGGUGCUCUUCGUGGCUCUGGGUUUGGCCUCGGACCCCAUCUUCACUCUGGCGCCCCCACUGCAUUGCCACUACGGGGGCUUCCCUCCCAACGCCUCUGGCUGGGAACAGCCCUCCAAUGCCAGCGGCGUCAGUGUCGCCAGCGCGGCCCUAGCAGCCAGCGCCGCUAGCCGCGUCGCCACCAGUACGGACCCCUCGUGCAGUGGUUUCGCCCCGCCGGACUUCAACCAUUGCCUCAAGGACUGGGACUAUAAUGGCCUGCCGGUGCUCACCACCAACGCCAUCGGCCAGUGGGAUCUGGUGUGUGACCUGGGCUGGCAGGUGAUCCUGGAGCAGAUCCUCUUCAUCUUGGGCUUUGCCUCCGGCUACCUGUUCAUGGGUUACCCUGCAGACAGGUUUGGCCGUCGUGGGAUUGUGCUGCUGACCUUGGGGCUGGUGGGCCCCUGUGGAGUGGGAGGGGCUGCUGCAGGCUCCUCCACAGGUGUCAUGGCCCUCCGAUUCCUCCUGGGCUUUCUUCUGGCAGGCGUUGACCUGGGUGUCUACCUGAUGCCGAAUGAUCACCGCUCCCUGCAUCCUCUUCCUGUUUUAUGGCUGGCCUGGUCUGUUUCUGGAGUCUGCCCGGUGGCUGAUUGUGAAGCGCCAAAUUGAGGAGGCUCAGUCUGUGCUGAGGAUCUUGGCUGAGCGGAACCGCCCCCACGGGCAGAUGCUGGGGGAAGAGGCCCAGGAAGCCCUGCAGGACCUGGAGAACACCUGCCCUCUCCCUGCAACAUCCUCCUUUUCCUUCACUUCCCUCCUCAACUACCGCAACAUCUGGAAAAAUCUGCUUAUCCUGGGCUUCACCAACUUCAUCGCCCACGCCAUCCGCCACUGCUACCAGCCCGUGGGAGGAGGAGGCAGCCCAUCGGACUUCUACCUGUGCUCCCUGCUGGCCAGCGGCACCGCAGCCCUGGCCUGCGUCUUCCUGGGUGUCACUGUGGACCGAUUUGGCCGCCGGGGCAUCCUUCUUCUCUCAAUGACCCUCACUGGCAUUGCAUCCCUGGUCUUGCUGGGCCUGUGGGAUUAUCUGAAUGAAGCCGCCAUCACUACUUUCUCUGUCCUUGGGCUCUUCUCCUCCCAGGCUGCUGCCAUCCUCAGCACACUCCUUGCUGCCGAAGUUAUCCCUACCACUGUCCGGGGCCGUGGCCUGGGCCUAAUUAUGGCACUGGGGGCUCUUGGAGGGCUGAGUGGCCCAGCCCAGCGCCUCCACAUGGGCCAUGGAGCCUUCCUGCAGCACGUGGUACUGGCAGCCUGUGCCCUCCUCUGCAUCCUUAGCAUUAUGCUUCUGCCAGAGACCAAGCGCAAGCUCCUGCCGGAGGUGCUCCGGGAUGGGGAGCUGUGUCGCCGGCCUUCCCUGCUGCGGCAGCCACCCCCUAACCGCUGUGACCACGUCCCGCUGCUUGCCACUCCCAACCCUGCCCUCUGAGCAGCCUCUGAGCACCCUGGCGGGAGGCUAGCCCAUUCAGAAAGCUGGCUAGGGCCCUGGCAAGGAGAUUGGGAAGGCUGAGUGAGGAAGGCAGGGCUGCCCAAAAGGCUCAGAGGCACCUCACGCCAGCCCAGGAGAGCUCAGAGGGCUGUCCCCAUCCCCAUCUCCUCCCAGCUGCUUUGUGUUCACUUCCUCUGCAAGAGUCAGGGGACAGGGAGAGAGCUCCACACUGUAACCACUGGGUCUGGGCUCCAUCCUGUGCCCAAAGACAUCCUCCCAGACCGCAUUCUUUCUUGCUUUAUCAUUCUGUUUCAAUAAAGACAUUUUGAAUAAAUGAGCAUAUCA